AUCCUUAUUACUGAAGACUGAAGACUGGAUAUUGAUCUAUUGAUUCCUAAACUAUGACAACGAGGUCGCGGACUUCUGAAGUACAGCAUAUAGUGCUUAAAUUUAUCGUUUGUGUAAGAGACUUUAGGGAAGAUAAGGAAAUUGUUUGAAGUGUGAGGCUUCGUACAAGUCAAUUAUUAGUUCCAUCUAAAUGCAAAUGAUAAUUUACAAAUGAAAACUCCAAAAUCCAAGAGUAAAAAACCCUCUAAUGAAAUUGAUGAAUCUCAAUCAACAUCUGAUCAAUUAUUUUUAAUUAUCUCUUUAGAUAUAGCAAAAAAAUUUUUAAAUCAUUUAAAUAAUGAUCAUAAUCUUAAAUUAGAAAUACAAAGUUAUUUAGAAAAUGCAAAUUUAAUUUUAAAAAGACCAAAUUUAAUAUUGAAUUCAUUUAUUAAAACUGAUUUAUUUAAACAAAAAUAUCAAAUUCAAUCAAUGGAUUUAAUUAAUAAUAAUAAUAAUAAUAAUCUUAAUCAUUUAAAUAUAAUGGAACCUAAAACAUCAUUAUGGGAUUCAGCAUUAAUUAAUUAUUUUUUAGAAUGUAUUAAAUGGUCAACAACUAAAUGGAUCCAAGAAUUUUAUAAAAAAAAAACUAAAAAAUUCAAUUUAAUCAAUAAUAAAAUCAAUAAUUUAAUGUUUCAAUCAUAUCAAUUAUUGAUUAGUGAUCAUUAUAAUGAUAUGAAUAUAGAAAAAUUAUUAUGUAUUAUAAUUAGUUUUACAACUGCUUAUAUAUUAUUACGUCAUUUACAAUUAUGGCAAUUAAAUAAUAAACAUUUAUAUAUUAAUAAUAUUGAAUUCAGUAGUAUACAAAAUGAUAAUUUAAUUAACAAUAAUACUAAUAAUAAUAAUGGUAAUAAUAAUAAUGAUAAAACGACAUGUUUAAUUGGAUCCAUUCAUUUCUUUAAAUCAUUAUUUCAAUUAUCACCUACUUAUAUCCCUAAUAAUAAUAAUAAUAGUAGUCAUAAUAGUACUACUAAUAAUGAUAAUAGUAGUAAUACUAGUAAUAUUGAAAAUAAUUUAUUAAAUUUUGAAAAACAAUUUUUUGGUUAUUUAUCUAAUCUUGAUUUAAUUGCAGCAGAAUUAUUAAUUGAAUAUUUUUCAAAAAAUUUUUUAAAUAAACAUUAUUUAUUAGAAAAAGUUUUUGGACCAUAUACAGCAAUUAAUCAAAAAUUAAUUAAAAUCCCUUGUCCACUAUAUUUUGAUACAUUAUUGGAAACAUUUGAAACAUCAUCAGAUUCUAUAUGGCCAGCUCCAUUAUCUGAAGCUAUUCCACUUAAAUUUAUAUCAAAAUAUUCUCAAUCAUUUCCUGAAAAAGUAACUAAAUGGUUAAAAAUUUUUAAACCAGAUGAUAGUUCAAAAGAAAUCGAACAACAACAACAACAACAACCACAGCAACAACAACAAAACGAACAACCUAUCUCUUCAGAAAAGGAGAUCCAAAUUACUUCAACUACAAAUGAAUUAAAACAAGACAAAUUAGAUCCAAUGUUUAAAUAUAUUACUUCUAUUGAUACAUUAGAUUUGAAUGAAUUGAAUGCAAUUAUUCAAGUUAAUCCAAUGGAAUUAGAUAAUAUUAUAGAAAAGUUAUUAACUGAAUUAUCAUCUUUAAAAUUAUCUAAUCAAGAUUAUAUUAAUAAAAUGAAAGAGAAACAAAUUGAAUUAGGUAAACAAUUGAUAGAAAGAGCAAAAGUUAGAAUGAAUGAAUGGAAUAAACAAAAUAAAUGAAAGUCGGAUGAGUAUUUGUAAUAUCAAAAGAAGGAAGUCAUCUAUUAUGGUAUAUAUAAUUUUCAUAAUAAAGUGAUACUAUAAACA
Molecule: messenger RNA, 1845 nt
Organism: Schistosoma rodhaini
Lineage: Eukaryota; Metazoa; Platyhelminthes; Trematoda; Strigeidida; Schistosomatidae
Source: the annotation of a GenBank genome assembly